Messenger RNA from Eptesicus fuscus (big brown bat), 954 nucleotides. RefSeq names its product POU class 1 homeobox 1 (gene POU1F1). The record is from RefSeq and is a predicted model, not a curated record. Lineage: Eukaryota; Metazoa; Chordata; Mammalia; Chiroptera; Vespertilionidae. The transcript is spliced from 6 exons. Gene Ontology annotation, biological process: regulation of transcription by RNA polymerase II. Gene Ontology annotation, molecular function: DNA-binding transcription factor activity, RNA polymerase II-specific; RNA polymerase II cis-regulatory region sequence-specific DNA binding. Bases 1 to 954 code for a protein of 317 amino acids.
AUGAGUUGCCAACCUUUUACUUCGGCUGAUACCUUUAUACCUCUUAAUUCUGAGUCUUCUGCAACUCUGCCUCUGAUAAUGCAUCACAGCGCUGCCGAGUGCCUACCAGUCUCCAACCAUACCACCAAUGUGAUGUCUGCAGUCCCAUCUAUUUUGUCUUUGAUUCAAACUUCUAAAUGCUUGCGUACAUAUUUCCCGGUGACAACGUUGGAAAACACAGCAACCGGACUUCAUUAUUCUGUUCCUACCUGUCAUUAUGGAAAUCAGCCAUCAACCUACGGAGUGAUGGCAGGCAGCUUAACCCCUUGUCUCUAUAAGUUUCCUGACCACACCUUGAGUCAUGGCUUUCCGCCCAUGCACCAGCCUCUCCUGGCAGAGGACCCCGCGGCCCCUGAUUUCAAGCAGGAACUCAGGCGGAAAAGUAAAUUGGUUGAAGAGCCAAUAGACAUGGAUUCCCCCGAAAUUCGAGAACUUGAAAAGUUCGCCAAUGAAUUUAAAGUUAGAAGAAUUAAGUUAGGGUACACCCAAACAAACGUUGGGGAAGCCCUGGCAGCUGUUCAUGGCUCGGAAUUCAGUCAAACAACUAUCUGCCGAUUUGAAAACCUGCAGCUGAGCUUCAAAAAUGCAUGCAAACUAAAAGCAAUAUUGUCUAAAUGGCUGGAGGAGGCUGAGCAAGUGGGAGCUUUAUACAAUGAAAAAGUGGGAGCAAAUGAAAAGAAAAGGAAACGGAGAACAACUAUAAGUAUUGCUGCAAAAGGUGCCCUGGAGAGACACUUUGGAGAACAGAAUAAACCCUCCUCUCAAGAGAUCAUGAGGAUGGCUGAAGAACUGAAUCUUGAGAAAGAAGUAGUAAGAGUAUGGUUUUGCAACCGAAGGCAGAGAGAAAAACGGGUGAAAACAAGUCUGAAUCAGAGUUUAUUUGCUAUUUCCAAGGAAAAUCUUGAGUGCAGAUAA